Messenger RNA from Serpula lacrymans var. lacrymans S7.9, 1146 nucleotides. RefSeq lists its product as uncharacterized. The record is from RefSeq and is a predicted model, not a curated record. The coding region runs from base 738 to 968 and encodes 76 amino acids. The transcript has 6 exons. Lineage: Eukaryota; Fungi; Basidiomycota; Agaricomycetes; Boletales; Serpulaceae.
AUAUUAGUACCAUUUACAUGGCCUGGGUACAUUGGUAUGGUUUUCUUUCUCUUGCCUGUGCUACACUUUGCAGCAUGACAGACUAUAAUACACCUACUGAUAUAAACCCGGCGCUUUGGUUAUAUGCUUUACUCCAAUCGCCACGGUCUCGGUCAGCUUUAUUGAUGAAUAUGUUCCUGGGCUAUUGGUAAGUGUGAUGUCUCCAGUAUCUAUAUAUCGUCUGCGCAACAGUCGAAUCUCUCUCAGUACCAUUGUGGGGCUUACAAAUUCGUCCCUUCCCCUCAGAAUGGCUUGCAGCAUCAAAGCAUGGAUAAUAAAUGUGUAGGUCCAAGCUGAGCCAUAUACACCGAGCCUGCGAUAAGCUACCUAGGUUGGUCGAACUCCCUGUGCUGGGCGGCCUCGUUACAGGGUGAUUGUCGAUGCCAGCUAGCCUUGACCUAUUCAUCACCGGUACAAAGACCCUUUCUCCCUGCUCACAUGCUCACCGAUCGGUAGAUGCAUAUCGCUGUUACAUCUCGUCGUAGUCUCACUUACGGUCAUCUUUACUUGACCACGAACUGGUUUCCACAAAGCUGAUGCCGUACUGAAUCGCUCGAUCCGCUAUGCCAUCCAAAGUGGUCUCUUCGCAGAUAUCUUCUCACUGGGCGAUCUUAUCACCUUCCUCCGUUACCCUCCAACCAAAUUGUAUGGCAUUUUCGCUAUCGACCAUGGGUUUUGGUUUUGACUUACGACAAUAAAUGGCUGGGACUCGUGAUAUGGAUUCAGACACCAACAACGGUCCCUCAUGGCAAUCAUCAUCGCGGUCACGAAAUGGCAAAGCUAUCCAGCUAAAAGAGGUAGAGAAAGAAAUAAUAUUUUUGCCAUCAACUUACUGGAAGAUCGAAAAAAUGAGGCUCCAAGGAUACUGUCCUCGAGUCGAUUUGAUCCCUCUAGAAUAUCAUCAAUUGUCCAGCUGCCAGGAUAUGUGACGGUUACAAUGGGGUAAGGGGACAUGCGUUGGCUCGAGCCUUUUUAUGCUGUCGGCCAGCCUUGCAGUAUUCAUCGGCAGCCCCAUAAAGCUGUUCACUAGCUACGAUUGCCUCUAAGAAAAAGGCUACACUAGUGCCACUUACUGCUACAACCGAAAAUAAAUGCGACUUUGAAUUU